Molecule: messenger RNA, 1605 nt
Organism: Pteropus alecto (black flying fox)
Lineage: Eukaryota; Metazoa; Chordata; Mammalia; Chiroptera; Pteropodidae
Gene: SCARA5
Product: scavenger receptor class A member 5
Exons: 8
Coding region: 10-1494 (494 amino acids)
Biological process (GO): iron ion transmembrane transport
Cellular component (GO): plasma membrane
Molecular function (GO): ferritin receptor activity
Source: RefSeq, a predicted model, not a curated record
CAGAACGGGAUGGAGAACAAAGCCAUGUACCUGCACACCGUGAGCGACCGUGACGCCGGCUCCAUCUUUGAAGAGCCUUUUGAUGGCAGGAGCCUGUCCAAGCUGAACCUGUGUGAGGAUGGUCCGUGCCAGAAACGCCGGGUGGGGGGCUGCUGCACCCAGCUGGGCUCCCUGUCAGCCCUGAAGCAUGCUGUCCUUGGGCUCUACCUGCUGGUCUUCUUGAUUCUCGUGGGCAUCUUCAUUUUAGCAGUGUCCAAGCCCCGGAGCUCGCCCGAAGACCUGAAGGCGCUGACUCGAAACGUGAACCGGCUGAACGAGAGCUUCCGGGACUUGCAGCUGCGGCUGCUGCAGGCUCCGCUGCAGGCGGACCUGACAGAGCAGGUGUGGAAGGUGCAGGACGCGCUGCAGAACCAGUCGGACUCGCUGCUGGCGCUGGCAGGCGCGGUGCAGCGGCUGGAGGGUGCGCUGUGGGGGCUGCAGGCGCAGGCGGCGCAGACAGAGCAGGCGGUGGCCCUGCUGCGCGACCGCACCAGCCUGCAGAGCGAUGCAGUGCAGCUAGAGCUCUACCAGCUGCAGGUGGAGAGCAACCGCAGUCAGCUGCUGCUGCGGCGCCAUGCCGGCCUUCUCGACGGGCUAGCGCGCAGGGUGGACGUGCUGGGCGAGGAGCUGGCGGACGUGGGCGGCGCCCUGCGCGGCCUCAACUACAGCCUGUCCUACGACGUGGCCCUCCACAGCACGCGGCUGCAGGACCUGCAGGUGCUGGUGACCAACGCCAGCGAGGACACACGCCGCAUGCGCCUGGUGCACAUGGGCAUGGAGCUGCAGCUCAAGCAGGAGCUGGCCAUGCUCAACACCAUCACGGAGGACCUGCGCCUCAAGGACUGGGAGCACUCCAUCGCUCUGAGGAACAUCUCCCUCGCCAAAGGACCACCGGGCCCCAAAGGUGAUCAGGGUGAUGAAGGGAAGGAAGGCGAGCCUGGAAGCCCUGGAUUACCUGGACUUCGAGGUCUUCCAGGGGAGAGAGGAACCCCAGGACUGCCCGGCCCCAAGGGCGAUGAUGGGAAGCCGGGAGCCACAGGAACAAUGGGCAUGCGUGGCUUCAAAGGUGACCGAGGCCCAAAAGGAGAGAAAGGAGAGAAAGGAGACAGAGCAGGAGAUUCCAGUGGCUUGGAGGCGGUGAUGAUCCGGCUGGUGAACGGCUCGGGCCCACACGAGGGCCGCGUGGAGGUGUACCAUGACCGGCGCUGGGGCACGGUGUGCGACGACAGCUGGGACAAGAAGGACGGGGACGUGGUGUGCCGUAUGCUGGGCUUCCGUGGCGCACAGGAAGUGGCCCGGACAGCUAGAUUCGGGCAAGGCACAGGGAGGAUUUGGAUGGAUGACGUCGCCUGCAAAGGCACAGAGGAUACGAUCUUCCGCUGCAAAUUCUCCAAAUGGGGGGUGACAAACUGCGGACAUGCUGAGGAUGCUGGGGUGACGUGCACCAGGCACUGAAAAUGAGCACAGCCAAGGUCCAGGCCCUACUGCCUAGCCUCUUUCCUGCAUUUCUGGGGCAGGGGAAUUGCCUGGGGCUCCCCUGACCACACCUGUUCCCUGCCCAGUCCA